ACUUCCUGGUUGAACAUGCGAAUAGCGGAUCCCUAUUCAAACAGAAUGUUGGCUGUACAAACGUUGAUCAGUUUUUCUUUGAUUGUUGCUGGAUAUAUUUUUGUUCGGGAUAUAGAAGCGCAAGAAAACGUUGCUCUCAAUAAGGUAACCGCGCAAUCGCCGGUCUGUCCUGGUUAUGAAGGUGCCUCUGAUUUGGCUGUAGAUGGAAACACUACAACUGUAUUUGGUGAAACGAAACCACACGCCUGUACGUGUUCAAUGGGAAAAAAUGCCACAUUAUGGAGUGUUGAUUUAGGAAAGCCGUAUUCACUUCAUAACAUAAGAAUAUUCCAGAGGUUUGAACUGAAAGUUCAAGACAGACUUUUAGGAUUCACUGUUUCUGUUGAUGACGGUACUUGUUACCGGUGGCCGAAUAGUUCGAAUCCACCCACAGUGUUUAAUAUAACAUAUGAUAAAACAGGACGCGUGGUGAAGUUCCAGGUACCACGUGAGGAAUACUUUAGCCUGUGUGAAGUACAAAUAUUUGCUUGUGCAAAUGAUUUUUGGGGUCAGGCUUGCACUAACAAAUGUGGCCACUGUACUGAAUCUCCGUGUGACCAACAGACUGGAAGCUGUAUGUGCCAAUCCGGAUGGGCUCCUCCUAGAUGUAUAGCCUGCGCCGAUGGAUAUUGGGGACAGUCUUGCAGUAACAGAUGUGGUCACUGUAGAUGGUCUUCAUGUGACAAACAAACUGGAAGUUGUCAAUGCCUGACUGGGUGGGCUCCACCUGCAUGUACAUCUUGUGCAGAUGGCUUUUGGGGUCAGUCUUGCUCUAACAGAUGUGGCCAAUGUAGUGGAUCCCCAUGUGACAAACAUACUGGAAGCUGCACGUGCCACUCAGGGUGGGCCCCACCGAGAUGUACAGUCUGUAUCAUUGGACUAUGGAGUCAGACUUGCAGUAAGAGAUGUGGCCAUUGUCUUGGAUCUUCCUGUGACAAACAGACUGGACGUUGUCAGUGUCAGACUGGAUGGGCCCCGCCGAGAUGUACAUCCUGUCUAGAUGGACACUGGGGUCAGUCGUGUAACCGAUGUGGUCAUUGCAGUGGACAAACCUGUGACAAGCAUAAUGGAAGCUGUCUCUGUCUGACUGGAUGGGCCCCACCGACAUGUACAUCCUGCGUGCGUGGACUAUGGGGUCAGUCUUGUAGUAACAAAUGUGGUCAUUGUAAAGGAUCUUCCUGUGAUAAACAGACUGGAAUUUGUCAAUGUCAAACUGGAUGGGCUCCGCCGAGGUGUACAUCCUGUUCCGAUGGACUAUGGGGUCAGACAUGCAGCAACAACUGUGGCCAUUGUAUUGGAUAUGUAUGUGAUAGACAGUCUGGGGAUUGCCCGUGUAAGACUGGGUGGGCUCCACCGAGAUGUGCAUUGUGUGCAGAUUUGUGGUAUGGUGAAAACUGCGACAAGACGUGCAACUGCAGGGACAGAACUGAAAUUUGUAACAAGAGAGGAGGUCAAUGCACAGCUUGUCCAGAUGGGUGGAUUGGAACAGCGUGCGAUCAGUGUGUUGAUGGGAAAUAUGGAGAACACUGUAAUCAGACUUGCAAUAACUGCAGAAACUUACAAUGUGAUCGUUUGACUGGAUCUUGUCUUGGUGGAUGUGCUGCUGGGUUUACGAGACCUGAAACUGGCUGUACAGAGAAACUUCUGUCAGAUACACAAAACCACACCGCUGGUACCACGAUCAUCGCCCUAGCCAUUUCGACAGGAGUAUCUAUCGCUUUACUUGUUGUAAUCACCAGUGUUUCAGUAUGGUACUUCAGACGUCUCAAGGCGAGAACAAGACAUGAGGAACGAGAUAGUUCUAAAACAAAGGAGAUGACGACGAUCCAAGCACAUGGUCACGGGUACCAAAAUGUUGCAGCACAAAAUAAUGAUUCCAGAAAUGAAGCCGAUAACGUAACAAACACAGGUGAGCCAUCUGGCCCGGGGAAUUAUAGCACCCCAUCCCUGUCACACGACCAGGCAAACUAUCAGCAGAAUCCAGAAGAUGGUGGUAUCGAGAGCGCUUACGUUAACGUAAAACAACAUAAUGAGAUGAAUGAAUAUGAAAAACUGGAUGCAUCUACAGACACCACUUCACAGAAUGUUUACGAAAAAAUGACUGAUAUAUAAUGCUAUUUUGUACUCGAUAAGUAUGUAUAGAUACUGCAUGCGUACAUGUAGGAGUGUAUAUACAUAGUAUGCAUUAUUGAUAUACUUUACUAUUGCUCCUUGUACGUACAACUUGUAAAUUUGACAUGUCCUUAUUUUAUUUUAUUUUAUUUUAUCUUCUAUUCCUACGAACUGCAUGCUUUGCUAAAUAAAUAAUGCUAUACACCAA
Gigantopelta aegis is the source of this 2359-nucleotide messenger RNA. Its product is annotated as protein draper-like. The record is from RefSeq and is a predicted model, not a curated record. The coding region runs from base 16 to 2151 and encodes 711 amino acids. Lineage: Eukaryota; Metazoa; Mollusca; Gastropoda; Neomphalida; Peltospiridae. The transcript has 14 exons. Gene Ontology annotation, molecular function: scavenger receptor activity.